CUAUUGUUCAAAUGCAGCUUCGCUAGACUAAUUUGGGCCAUCUCACCUAUUCCAGCUCCUCCAAGAGGUGAAUGGGCAGAUUCGCUAUACGCCAACUUAUACUGGGUCUUGAAUCUGGAAAAGGAGCAGCCCCAAUUGGGAAAUACUGCCCAUUUAAGGUGCUGAGGAGAGCAAAAGAUGACUAUGAAGAAUGGAGCACCAUGAGAGUGGUGGAGGCUAGGAAUUCUGGUUCCAAAGUAGAGAAAACCUCACUCGGGCGUUGGAGACCACCGCCACACCAAUGGGUAAAAUGUAACACGGAUGCGUCUUGGCAUCAGGAGAACAAUAGAUGUGGUAUUGGUUGGGCCCUACGUAAUGAAAAGGGAGAAGUAUUAUGGAUGGGAGCUAGAGCAUUGCCGAAGACGAAAACUGUGCUGGAAGCUGAACUAGAAGCUAUGAGAUGGGCAAUUAUGAACUUGAGCAGGUUUCACUACAAGAAGAUCAUGUUUGAAUCUGAUGCUCAGUGUUUGUCUUUCUCCCUCAACAACAAUGCCCGUGAAAUGGGUUUUACAUUGGCAACCAAACCAAGGAUCAACAGUAAGCAGCCAAAUCCUAAACGAAGGAUUUCACUUGCGGAUCAGCCGAAUAAGUACUAUUUCAUUAUUAGGUCGCAGAGGAUUGUGUUGGAAGCUGAUUCUUCGAUUCAAUUGAUAAUGGAGAAGCUUCAGUCUUAUAAAUCGAAAGUUGCGCUUUACUUUGAUGGGUUUCAGUAUCAGCUUGGUGAUUUUAGGUUGAGAGUUGGUAAAGUUGUUCCUACUCAUUCUGAGAAUGUUAGAGGAAUUGUCAUGGAGGUGGAGUAUCUUCCUAUAUCAUCAAUGGAAAAGGCACAAAAAGUGAUGGAGGAGUUCUUGGAGAUAUGGAAUGAAGCUCUGGCUAAAAGAUCGUUGCCGGGUAAGUUUGUGAACAUAGAUCUCAACUUUGGGGAGUUUGGACUUGGAGACAACUACACUCCACAACACACUGCUGUUCGAUACGCUCUCGUGAUGGCUCACAUGAUAGCUACCGUUCAAGCUGUGAGAGGCUAAACUUGUUCUGAAAUCACCAAUAUGACUCACAUGUAUUUCUAGGUAAAAUUCUGUGUUCUGCAAUAUUAGUGAUUUCGUUGGUCAUGUUUAUCUAUAAGAAGAAUUGAGAAUAAAAAAAAUUGGACUUU
Molecule: messenger RNA, 1192 nt
Organism: Arabidopsis arenosa
Lineage: Eukaryota; Viridiplantae; Streptophyta; Magnoliopsida; Brassicales; Brassicaceae
Source: the annotation of a GenBank genome assembly